AUGUGGGCUGGAAUUAGUGCAUCUUUCAGAACGUUUUACCUCGCUAGAAAGGCGGGAUUCAAAGCUCUUAAACCUAUACAACAAGAGAUAUUCAAGUUUCUAGCGGGGGAACGACCAAGUAAACCACUUUACAAAAGAGAUUUCAUAGCUUCCAGAAUAUAUGCAAAUCAAUUACUAGUAGAAGCAGGGUUUAGACCAUUCUAUCCAACACAUAAUAGCAUAUCAACUAGUGAUAAAAUUUCAGCUGAGUAUUCCGCGGAUCCUGCCCAUAUUACUGAUGGUUUAAAUACAAAUAAUAUUAUUGACAAUGCCACCAAUGAAAAAGCAGUUAAAAAUUUGGGCAUUAUUGGCAUUCCAGGCACUGGUAAAACAGUAGGAGUUCUCAUAGCAUUAUCUGAGAUUAUCAAUGGAGAAAGGACUAAUAAUGAAAUCGAUGUCAAAAGUAGCAGACCUAAAAUCUAUGUCGGUGGUGACAAACGGCAGGAAUCUAGGUUUAAGCGAUUCAUGAUAUCCAGGGCAACUCGUGUUAGUAGAAAUAAUACACUUCUAUUACCUCAUACAAUUAUCUUGUGUCCUAGCAGGGAAACAUGUUUAUCCAUCUAUAACCAAGCGCAAAAUUUCGAAUUACAAUCUCUCAUCAUAGCAGGCGGAUAUGGGUAUAAAAGAAGAUCUUCUUCAGUUGGCUUAAUUAGUAACAUUAGGGGUAGGAUGAGUAAAGGAUUUGUGUUUCUUGGCGAAAAUGCCGAUGUAAUAAUAGGAACUCCUGAGAUGAUUGUACGGUUAUUGUUUGAUAAAAUGCAAAGUUAUGAAGUUGAUCUUGCUGCAUUGAGGUGUUUAGUAUUGUUUGAGGCACACAUUUUAUUGGAUGGCAAAGAUCUUUUGAAGAUUAAUCAAAUCUUUGAGAUGUUCAGAAAUUAUUUCACACAAAUGCCAAGAAUAUACAUAACUAGUGUGACCAAAACAUCAGCAAUUGUAGAUUUUUCACAGAAAAAUUUGCAACCAAUCCACUGGAUAAUUGAUCAAUCUAAGAUUGGCCAUAAACAAUCAUUUAUUUCAUUAUCAGGACAAGAUAGAUUGUCAAGAUUACUGCAGCAGAAUUUUAUUGGAAAAUUGAUCGUAUUCUGUAAUACUGUAAAGUCAUGUCAGUUCGUGUACAACGUUUUAUCUGAAAAGGGUAUUAAAACAUAUUUAUUACAUGGCGAAAAGAGCUAUCGCGAGCGUACCAAAGGAUUGUACAGUUUCACACAAAUUAAAAAUGGAGUAUUAGUGACUACAGAUGUAUUUGCAAGGGGGUAUAAAUUGGGGAAAAUUGAUGGAUUUAUCUCAUUUGAUUUUCCCAGUAAUAUCGCAAAUUAUUUAUCGCGUUUGAGCGUCUUGUGUAGGAGUGGAGGAUGGGCUAGUACAUUUUUCGCAAAAAAGCACACAGGCCUAAUCAGGCAAAUUGCGGAGAUUAGUGAUAAAGAUUUAAUGGAGUUUCAAAAUUCCGGGCCCAUAUAUCCAGUGGCAGCCAGUAAACCCAAGUACACCGCUACGAUCAAAACAGUGAAUAGGCAUGUAACUUCUCCAUCGAAAAAAUUAAGACUCAAGAAGAUGUAUUAUAAGAAUAAGAUAAUGAAAAAUGUCCUGUUUUUGAGGAGUAGGAAGCUACUAGGGAAGAAACAAUUGAUGCCAAGAAUGCCGGAUCAGAUAAUUGAAAAUUUUGAUAGCCAAGAGAUUAUAAGUAUGCAAAGAUCCAAGGAUGGGUUUGUUCAAAUAUUUCCAAAGAGAAGAUCAAAUAUGUAUAUUAGGAGGCGCCAAACUAUAUUGUAA
Molecule: messenger RNA, 1809 nt
Organism: Babesia microti strain RI
Lineage: Eukaryota; Apicomplexa; Aconoidasida; Piroplasmida; Babesiidae
Product: DEAD-box ATP-dependent RNA helicase 39
Exons: 4
Coding region: 1-1809 (602 amino acids)
Biological process (GO): mRNA splicing, via spliceosome
Cellular component (GO): catalytic step 2 spliceosome
Molecular function (GO): ATP binding; RNA binding
Source: RefSeq, a predicted model, not a curated record